This is a messenger RNA of Oldenlandia corymbosa var. corymbosa, 5382 nucleotides long. The record is from the annotation of a GenBank genome assembly. Lineage: Eukaryota; Viridiplantae; Streptophyta; Magnoliopsida; Gentianales; Rubiaceae.
AUGGCUUCCAAUGAAGUCGAUUCCCGACUCAACCUAGUCUUAAUCCCAGCCCUAGAGAAGAUCAUCAAGAAUGGUUCCUGGAGGAAGCACUCUAAGCUCGCACACGAGUGUAAAUCUGUUAUCGAACACCUUAACUCACCCAACCAAAACCCGCCGCCAUCCCCAACUCCUCCGGCGUCUCCUUCCGCCGCUCCGUCCGACGGGGAUGCCGUCUCUUCGCCUUCCUCUUCCCUUCCCGGAGUACUCCUUGACUUGUCCUUGUCCGAUUCGGAGCUCAUUCUUAGUCCUCUCAUCAACGCCGCCUCCUCCGGCAAUCUCAAGAUCGCGGAGCCUGCUGUUGAUGCCGUACAGAAACUCAUUGCCCAUGGCUAUCUCCACGGCGAGUGCGACCCCACCGGCGGCCCUGAAGCUAAGUUGUUGUCUCGAUUGAUGGAGUCCAUUUGCAAAUGUCACGAACUCGGGGACGAGAAUGUAGAAUUGUUGCUAAUCAAGUCCAUAUUGUCCGCGGUGACGUCGGUGUCCCUGCGAAUUCAUGGGGAUUCGUUGUUGCUCAUUGUGAGGACGUGUUAUGAUAUCUAUUUGGGUAGUAAGAAUGUGGUGAAUCAGACCACUGCCAAGGCAUCGCUGAUUCAGAUGUUAGUGAUUGUUUUCAGAAGAAUGGAGGCUGACUCUUCCACGGUGCCACUGCAGCCUAUUGUGGUGGCUGAGUUGAUGGAUCCCCCAGAGAAAUCUGAUGUGGAUGGGACAAUGACGAUGGUUCAGGGUUUUAUCACCAAAAUUAUGCAGGACAUUGACGGGGUUUUGAAUCCUGGUACCCCUAGAAGUGGGGCUGCUUCUGCCGGUGGCGCCCAUGAUGGGGCGUUUGAGACCAAGACCUCUACCGUGGAAUCGACGAAUCCUGCUGAUUUGUUGGAUUCCACAGACAAGGAUAUGCUGGAUGCCAAGUACUGGGAAAUUAGUAUGUAUAAGACGGCAUUGGAAGGGAGGAAAGGUGAAUUGGUGGAUGGGGAGGGGGAAAGGGAUGAUGAUUUGGAAGUGCAAAUUGGAAAUAAGUUGAGAAGAGAUGCAUUUUUGGUGUUCCGAGCACUGUGUAAGCUUUCAAUGAAGACUCCUCCUAAAGAGGCUCUGGCGGAUCCACAGCUCAUGAGAGGGAAGAUUGUGGCAUUGGAGUUGCUCAAGAUUCUGCUGGAAAAUGCUGGGGCUGUAUUUAGGACUAGUGAAAGAUUUUUGGGGGCUAUCAAACAGUAUUUGUGUCUAUCAUUAUUGAAGAACAGCGCAUCGACUCUUAUGAUUGUUUUCCAGCUUUCCUGCUCAAUAUUUAUCAGCCUGGUGUCAAGAUUUAGAGCUGGACUAAAGGCUGAGAUUGGAGUGUUUUUCCCGAUGAUUGUUCUUAGAGUACUUGAAAAUGUUUCUCAACCAAAUUUUCAGCAAAAGAUGAUAGUUCUUCGAUUUCUUGAGAAGCUCUGUGUUGAUUCACAGAUAUUGGUGGACAUAUUCCUUAACUAUGAUUGUGACGUAAAUUCUUCAAACAUAUUUGAGAGGAUGGUGAAUGGACUUCUUAAAACAGCUCAAGGUGUCCCACCAGGAACUACAACAACUUUGUUGCCUCCUCAAGAGGUUGCAAUGAAGCUAGAAGCUAUGAAAUGCUUGGUCGCUAUUUUGAAGUCAAUGGGUGACUGGAUGAAUAAACAAUUGCGGAUUCCAGAUCCUCAUUCUGCAAAAAAAAUUGAAUCUCUUGAAAAUGGUUCUGAAACUGGAAGCCUCUCUAUGGCUAAUGGCGAUGAUGAAGAAUCUGUAGAAGCAUCUGAUUCUCCUUCUGAUGCUUCUGGUGAAGUUUCUGAUGCUUUCACUAUUGAACAGCGUCGUGCUUACAAACUUGAACUUCAGGAAGGAAUAUCUAUUUUCAAUCGCAAGCCUAAGAAAGGUAUAGAGUUCUUAAUAAAUGCCAACAAAGUUGGAAAUUCUGCUGAAGAAAUUGCUGCUUUCUUGAAAAAUGCAUCUGGUUUGAAUAAGACUUUAAUUGGCGACUACCUUGGAGAAAGGGAAGAUUUAUCUUUGAAGGUCAUGCAUGCAUAUGUGGAUUCCUUUGACUUCCAAAACAUGCAGUUUGAUGAGGCAAUCAGACUAUUCUUAAGAGGCUUUAGGCUGCCUGGUGAGGCACAGAAGAUUGACAGAAUCAUGGAAAAGUUUGCUGAACGGUAUUGUAAAUGUAAUCCUUCAGCUUUUAUCAGUGCGGAUACAGCCUAUGUUCUAGCUUACUCAGUCAUACUGCUUAACACUGAUGCUCACAACCCCAUGGUUAAGAACAAGAUGUCUGCUGAUGAUUUUAUAAGAAACAACCGUGGAAUUGAUGAUGGAAAAGAUUUGCCGGAGGAGUAUAUGAGGUCAUUGUAUGAGCGAAUAUCGAAGAAUGAAAUCAAAAUGAAAGAGGAUGAUUUUGCUAUCCAACAAAGACAAUCUGUUAACUCAAACAGAAUUUUAGGUUUGGAUAGCAUAUUGAAUAUCGUCAUCCGUAACAGAGGUGAAGAUCGCAUGGAGACCAGUGACGACCUCAUGAGACACAUGCAGGAACAGUUUAAAGAAAAAGCUCGCAAAUCUGAGUCAGUUUAUUAUGCAGCAACAGAUGUUGUGAUCUUACGUUUCAUGAUCGAGGUAUGCUGGGCUCCAAUGUUGGCUGCCUUCAGUGUUCCUCUUGACCAAAGUGACGAUGAAGUUGUGAUAUCCCAAUGUUUGGAAGGCUUUAGAUGUGCUAUCCAUGUCACUGCAGCAAUGUCAAUGAAGACUCAUAGAGAUGCUUUUGUGACAUCACUUGCUAAAUUUACUUCCCUUCAUUCGCCUGCAGAUAUUAAACAAAAAAACAUUGAGGCAAUCAAGGCAAUUAUUACUAUUGCAGAUGAGGAUGGAAAUUAUCUACAGGAAGCAUGGGAACAUAUUUUGACAUGUGUUUCUCGAUUUGAACAUUUGCAUCUGUUGGGAGAGGGUGCUCCACCUGAUGCAACAUUUUUUGCGAUUCCUCAGAAUGAGUUUGACAAGUCAAAGCAAUCCAAAUCAAAUGUUCUUCCGGUUCUUAAGAAGAAGGGUCCUGGAAAGAUUCAGAAUACUGGUGCAUCUGCAAGAAGGGGUUCAUAUGAUAGUGCUGGUAUUGGUGGCAAUGCUUCUGGAGGAAUUACAUCUGAACAGAUGAACAACCUAGUCACUAAUUUGAACAUGUUGGAACAAGUUGGUGAAAUGAGUCGCAUAUUCAUUCGUAGUCAAAAACUGAACAGUGAGGCUAUAGUGGAUUUUGUCAAGGCACUCUGCAAGGUCUCCAUGGAAGAGCUAAGAUCUCCAUCUGACCCACGGGUGUUCAGCCUUACAAAGAUUGUUGAGAUUGCGCAUUAUAAUAUGAACCGCAUCAGGCUUGUUUGGUCAAAAAUAUGGCGAGUACUUUCUGAUUUUUUUGUGACCAUUGGAUGUUCGGAAAAUCUUUCUAUUGCUAUUUUUGCCAUGGAUUCCCUUCGGCAAUUAUCAAUGAAGUUCUUGGAGCGAGAGGAGUUGGCUAAUUAUAAUUUUCAGAAUGAAUUUAUGAAACCUUUUGUGAUUGUUAUGCGUAAGAGCAGUGCUGUUGAGAUCAGAGAGUUGAUCAUCAGAUGUGUUUCUCAAAUGGUGUUGUCUCGUGUUAAUAAUGUCAAGUCAGGAUGGAAGAGCAUGUUCAUGGUAUUUACGACAGCUGCUCAGGAUGAACGCAAAAAUAUUGUCCUUUUGGCUUUUGAAAUUAUUGAGAAGAUUGUUCGAGAUUAUUUUCCAUAUAUUACUGAGACAGAGACUACCACAUUCACAGACUGUGUGAAUUGUUUGAUUGCGUUCACUAAUAAUAGAUUCAACCAAGACAUAAGUCUCAAUGCCAUUGCAUUUCUUCGUUACUGUGCAGCGAAACUUGCUGAAGGUGAUCUAGGCUCCUCCUCCAAGGAGGGAAGCAAGGAAACUUCCGGAAAUAUAUCCCCUUCAUCGCCACAGAAGGAAAAAGUUAAAAGAAAUGAUGGUGGAGAUUUAACAGAUAAGGAGGACCAUCUUUACUUUUGGUUUCCUUUACUUGCUGGGUUGUCUGAACUUAGCUUUGAUCCAAGGCCAGAAAUACGAAAGAGUGCCCUACAAGUGCUUUUUGACACUUUAAGAAAUUAUGGGCAUCAUUUCUCUCUGUCUUUGUGGGAACGAGUGUUUGACUCUGUCCUCUUUCCAAUUUUUGACUAUGUGCGUCAUACUAUCGAUCCCACGGGUGAAAACUAUUCAGAUCAUGGGUUUGACCGUGAGAGUGGGGAGCUUGAACAAGAUGCUUGGCUUUAUGAGACAUGCACUCUAGCUCUCCAACUGGUUGUGGAUCUUUUUAUCAAAUUUUAUGACACAGUAAAUCCACUUCUGAGAAAAGUCUUACUGCUUUUAGUGAAUUUUAUAAAACGUCCUCACCAGAGCCUUGCGGGAAUUGGCAUUGCUGCAUUUGUCCGUUUGAUGAGCAAUGCAGGGAAUCUUUUUUCUGAAGACAAAUGGCAAGAAGUUGUUUUGUCACUAAAAUCAGCGGCUAAUUCGACCCUUCCUGAUUUCUCUUUUGCCACCAAUGAAGAUAGUCAGUUAUUGAACCAUGAGGAAGAUCAUAGUAGAAGAAACAGUGGAGAAUUUGCUGAAUCUAAUACAGAUGAUCAAGAUGACGUAGAGAACUUGAGGAGGCACCGGUUGUAUGUUGCUAUUUCUGAUGCCAAAUGCCGGGCUGCUGUUCAACUUUUACUAAUUCAGGCUAUCAUGGAGGUCUACACCACGUACAGAUCUCAACUUUCGGUUAAAAACAUUGUAAUCCUCUUUGAAGCUAUGCAUGCUGCUGCAUCUCAUGCUCACAAGAUAAACACUGAUUCAGCAUUACGUGCUAAGUUGCUGGAGUUUGGACCCAUGACGCAAAUGCAGGAUCCCCCAUUGUUGCGCCUUGAGAAUGAGUCUUAUCAAAUUUGCCUGUCACUUCUGCAGAAUCUUGUGGAGGACAGGCCUGCCAACUUUGAAGAGUCACAAGUGGAAACCUACCUGGUCAACCUUUGCCACGAAGUCUUACAGUUCUAUGUCCAAAGUGCUGAGUCCGGACAGAUAUCCAAUUCAUCUGUUGGUUCUGCAGAGGUUCAGUGGGCGAUUCCUUUAGGUACUGGUAAACGGAGAGAGUUGGCUGCACGAGCACCUCUCGUUGUUGCAACACUCCAUACUAUUUGUAGUUUGCAAGAGUCGUCCUUUGAGAAGAACCUCGCCUUAUUUUUCCCCUUGUUCUCAAGCUUGAUAAGUUGUGAGCAUGGAUCAAAUGAGGUUCAGUUAGCCCUUAGCGAUAUGCUCAAUUCUUCAGUCGGUCCAAUUUUGCUUCGAUCAUGUUGA